CUCACACACACCCUGCUGGCUCUGAACAGAGAAGUUAGGGAGGCACAGCGUGGAGCGCAGACAGAAAACAGACGAAGAGACCACUGACUGUCCAAUAAAAGAUGUCCGUGACUAUCUCCAGGGAUUUGAGUGUCCAGGUGCUGGACGAUCCGAACAAAGUGAAACUGACUGACAGACAACAGCAGCUGCACGCCGCCAUACAGAAGGGCGAACCCAAAUGUCUGGGGUUGAGCCAAGUGAUGCUGGGGCUGAUGGUUAUGAUCUACUCACUGCCUCUACACUUCAUUGAAUACACUCAUGUUGUCAACUUCGGCGUUCCCUGGUGGACCGGAUUAACAUUCAUUGCAGCAGGAUCGAUUGCGAUGAUGUUGGAUAAACACUUCUCAGUGAAGAUCGUGCAGGUGUGUUUGGUAACGAGUGUGGCAGCUAUGGUGCUGUCAGCGGUGGCUGUGAUCAUCUACUCUCUGGAUUUAUACAAACAUACGCUGCCGCACUGUGAGACGAUGACAGGGCACUACACAUAUUACUCAGAAGACCCCUGUAAGGACCAAAUCAACGCCACGAAAUUCUCCAAGGGGUUAAAAUCGUCUCUGCUUUUCUUCACGUUGGUGCAGGCAGCCCUCUCUGCCGUAUUCUGCUGGCUUCUCUACAGGCAGAAACACAUCUUUUCACAAUACGCAGCUAUCAAUUUACUUUCUUCCAGGCACAAUGAAACAAAAAUAAUGAACGGAAAGUGAAGCUGAUAUGAUUAUCCAAAUGUAAAUGUUCUGGCUGUUUCUUGUGCCCACAAAUGACAAGUUUUCUUGAUCGCUUCGAUCUGCUUAAGGAAACUCAGUUUUCAUCAUCUAUUUUUUUCUCGCCUUUUUGUGAAAUGUUUAACACAGAUGUCACAAACUCUACUGUUUUAGCGAUAUAUCAACCAAAAGAAAUGACCUGUUUCUGUUAGAAAUUACCAAGUCAAGCAUGAGAAUCAACAAUCGGUAUUUCUUUAACUGUAAUAGAUUUGUUACUUUCUUAAUUUCUUAUUCUCUGGUUUUAUUUUUUGUUUACUUUUACAGAAUUCUCUGUUUUCAGUCACAGUUUGAAAAAAUGUCAUGGAGUCAAUAAAAUUUGAAUCAAAGAAAAAUUUGGCACUGGCAUGAAAACGAUGUAGAAGGUGCACACAGUGUUUUUAUUUUUUUUGUCUCUUGUAUAACGAUUGAUACGAAGAGAUCACACACCUGGUUGCAAGUUGCCUUGUUGACGGUAAUAUUUGCUUUUGUUUCAUAAUUAAAACCCAAAUUUUUUUUUUACUUCCAUUUGACCAACCAAACCAACCAGCUGUUUUUUGGCAAUAACUUAAUGUUUUUUGGUGUCUGGAAAAUGAGCCAUUUCAAAAAUCCUUGUGAAUGUAAAUCAGCAGCACUGUCCGUUACCUAGCAACCCCAGCGAAGUCCAGCCCCAUUACCUAGCAACCCCAGCGAAGUCCAGCUCCGUUACCUAGCAACCCCAAUGAUUUCCUACACUUCAGCAUAAUGAGUCACCUUUAAAUAUUUUUGGCAAACAAAAUGUGUCACUUUGACCUUUUUUUUUUUUUUUUUUAGGCCUGUGUGUUUACUGUUUUGAAAAUCCUGUAUCUUCUACCUGCUCCUUUUUCAACAACUUAUGUAAAAUUGCAUGUCAGUGUGCUU
Molecule: messenger RNA, 1670 nt
Organism: Poecilia reticulata (guppy)
Lineage: Eukaryota; Metazoa; Chordata; Actinopteri; Cyprinodontiformes; Poeciliidae
Gene: tmem176
Product: transmembrane protein 176
Cellular component (GO): membrane
Source: RefSeq, a predicted model, not a curated record